Molecule: messenger RNA, 735 nt
Organism: Schistosoma bovis
Lineage: Eukaryota; Metazoa; Platyhelminthes; Trematoda; Strigeidida; Schistosomatidae
Source: the annotation of a GenBank genome assembly
AUGGAAAGGCUCAAUAUAGGAGUUUAUGUAAAACUUUCAUUAGAAUCAAUCUCAGGGAAUAUACUCGCAGGGAGAUUAUUAACUAGUAAUAAAAAAAAUUUGAAUAAAAUAACGCAUAUUUUGCAUUAUACAUCAGUAAAGAUUAUUUUGCCAAAAUGGUUACGAUCACCUUUAGCAUGUGCUGCCAAUGUUGUAAAUUCAGUAAAAACUCGUCCUCGUGUCCUAUCAUUGUAUCGGCAAAUAUUUAGAAUUGCUCGAAUAUGGCAAGCAAACUCUGGUUCAGUCGAAGAUUCGUCACGUCAAGCUGAUUAUAUAAAAGAGGAAGCAAGAACUUUAUUUCGUCAAAAUGCACAUAUUACAGAUGAGAUAGAAAUUGAAAAUCAUAUUAAAGAAGCUGAAGCAAGAAUAGAAUUAACUUUACAUUAUGGUACACCAUAUCCACGUUUAACUAAUUUACCACCAAAUACUUUAGCCGCACAUAUGAAUACAUCAACGAAGGGAUCAACACCACCACCAUCGUCCAGUGGAAGUUUUACAACAACAAAUAAUAGUAAUAGUGUACAUGAAAAAAGUAGAAUAUCACGACGAACUGAACGUGCAUUAUAUGAAUCUGUUCCAGCUUAUUUAAAAUCAUAUACUUAUAGACCGAAAAAAUGAGGAGAAACAGUAUUACGUCAUAAAUUUUCCUUUCUUUUUUCUUCGUUAUUUAGAUAGUAAAUACAGAUUCAUUUAAAU